GAUCUUGUCCAGAGAGCCGCCUCCUAGAGAUUUUUCUGCUUCCAACUUUAAGGUGGUGUUGAGGUUUUCAAUGACUGAAGAAAUUCACAGGUUAACAUACAACAGGUUAACACAAUUAUUUCCCACACUUGUACAUGCUCUCAACAAGAGGAGGACUACUACUAGUAAGGAUAAUGUCAUCAACAUAAGUAUGUCUCUGAUUUACUACGUAAAUUCCAUCUUCAUACUGUUAAACCAGUUACCACUCCUGUUGUCUUUAGAGUAACAUUAUCUCUACUUGAUGGAGAACUUCUCGCUGAUCCCACAGAUUAUCGUAGUAUGGUUGGUGCAUUGCAAUACUUAACUAUGACUCGUCCUGAUAUUGCUUAUGCUGUUAAUAUGGUGUCUCAGUUUAUGCAUGCUCCUCGUACUACUCACCUUCAUGUUGUGAAAAAAAAAUUCAGAUAUCUGCAGGGCACUCUGGAUUAUGGCCUUUAUUUAUAUAGCAGCAGCUCUCCUACUGUUGUUAUUGCUUAUUCUGAUGCAGAUUGGGCAGGAUAUCCUAACACAAGACGUUCUACUAUUGGUUAUGCUUUUUUUCUUGGGAAGAAUCUGAUUUCCUGGCGUUCGAAAAAGCAACCUACUGUCUCCAAGUCCUCCACUGAAGCUGAAUACAGGGCCAUUGCCUACACAACUGCAGAAACCAUUUGGCUAAAGCAACUUCUUGCUGACAUUGGCCAUUUUCUCCGUCGUCCUGUGAUUGUCUAUUGCGACAAUGUCUCUGCUACUUAUCUCACUGCUAAUCCAGUUCAUCAUGAUCGUAGCAAACAUAUCGAUGUUGACUAUCACUUUGUUCGAGAAAUGGUUGCCAAGGGAGGUCUUAUUGUUCGACAUGUUCCUACUCGGUCUCAGGUUGCAGACAUUUUUACUAAAGGCCUAUCUACUGACUUAUUUACUAAACAUCGUACCAAUCUAUCCGUUGUUUCACCCCGUAAAGAUUGAGGGGGUGUAUUGGAUAAUAUUAUAUGUAAAGGGAUAAUAUUAUAUUGUAAAUGGUAGAAUGAUACUUUACUAGUCAUAGGUUUGUAUUGUAAACACUAUAUAUAUUGAAUGUCAGGUUAACCUACAACAGGUUA
This is a messenger RNA of Beta vulgaris subsp. vulgaris (sugar beet), 1115 nucleotides long. RefSeq lists its product as uncharacterized. Gene Ontology annotation, cellular component: U5 snRNP; spliceosomal complex; U4/U6 x U5 tri-snRNP complex. The record is from RefSeq and is a predicted model, not a curated record. The coding region runs from base 319 to 981 and encodes 220 amino acids. The transcript has 2 exons. Gene Ontology annotation, biological process: mRNA splicing, via spliceosome. NCBI's taxonomy places the organism in Eukaryota, Viridiplantae, Streptophyta, Magnoliopsida, Caryophyllales, Amaranthaceae.